AACGACAGAUGAAGAUGCUUCGUACUCUCGGGUGCAGAUAUUUCACGCGACUAGGGCGAGGACUCUCUGUCACGGCGUGCACGGGGUGGGAAGCACGGAGCCCGACAGCCUUUCUUGUGUCGGGCUCCUCCCUGCCCUGGCGCAAUAUUUACAUGAACACGAGGAGGACAAACGAGAUAUCCUGUCACGAAAAAAUACCGCAAGCAGCAAGAUUACGAGUGGUACGCUCCAGGCAUGUUGGGUGUGCGCAUGGAGGCUCAAGAAAGUCGACAGGUGGUGCCACAAUAACGAGAUAUAUGGCUGGGAUGCAGCCUCGCCGCGCUUUCUCAGGACAGGGCGGUGGCCAGGACGGCAAUAAAACUUUCUUGGGGGAGCCUUUGGAGGUGACUCCCAUGCCCUUCAAUGCUGUGAUGCUGGACACGGAUAAUAUGCGGGUGACAGACACGAGCGACUUCACGACCCGCCUGUUGGUGACAGUCCAACAGCUCCGGAGGGAAGGCCGAAGCAGCAUGUGGGUCCGUGUACACGCUUUGAACGGACAUCUUCUGGGCGUGCUGGGGACAUUUGGCUUCAAAUGCCAUCACUGUGAGCCAGAGUCGGUGAUCAUGAAUUUGUGGUUGCAGCCGGGCAAGGAGAACAAGGUCCCUCCCUACGCGACCCAUUUGGUGGGAGUGGCGGGCUUCUGUCAGAAUAAGAAAGGAGAGGUCCUGCUCGUCAAGGAGGGCAGCAAGAAUCUGAGUGGGUGGAAACUCCCGGGGGGCUACAUUAAUCCCGGCGAAGAAUUUGGAGCCGCGGCAGUGCGUGAAGUGGAGGAGGAGACUGGGGUCCGGUCCUCGUUCGAAGGCCUGUUGGCCCUCCGGCACCAGCACCAGCAGUCUUUCGGCGUCGACGACAUCUACGUGGUCACGCGCCUGCAAGCCCUCACAGACGAGCUCCGUUUGUGCUCCUCAGAGAUCCAGGAUGCGCGCUGGGUGCCCCUGAAGCAGUUCCAAGACGAAGCCUCCCACCCGAUCCUCAGGACCGUGGCCGAGCUCACGCGGGGGUGGGGCGAGGGGGAGGGGCCCGUCAGGGGGGUCAUCGUGGAGCGGGAACACCCCUCGAUUUUGCCGGGUCGCCCGCCCUACAAGCUAUACCACGCGCCGCUCCUGGGGCAGUAG
Nannochloropsis gaditana CCMP526 is the source of this 1157-nucleotide messenger RNA. RefSeq names its product nucleoside diphosphate-linked moiety x motif 6. The coding region runs from base 9 to 1157 and encodes 382 amino acids. The transcript has 2 exons. The record is from RefSeq and is a predicted model, not a curated record. Gene Ontology annotation, molecular function: NADH pyrophosphatase activity; NAD binding; ADP-ribose diphosphatase activity.